Molecule: messenger RNA, 3457 nt
Organism: Etheostoma spectabile (orangethroat darter)
Lineage: Eukaryota; Metazoa; Chordata; Actinopteri; Perciformes; Percidae
Gene: scimp
Product: SLP adaptor and CSK interacting membrane protein
Exons: 5
Coding region: 216-875 (219 amino acids)
Cellular component (GO): membrane; immunological synapse; tetraspanin-enriched microdomain
Source: RefSeq, a predicted model, not a curated record
UGCUGUAGUCACUGGAGCAUGGCAGAGGGUGGGGAGAAGAGAAGUCUCAGCCUCUAGUCUCUUUUUUGCCUAAGAAAAUAAGAAACUGUCAUGCAAAUACAACACACAAUGACUUUUGUCAUAUUUCAUCAUCCUCUUUUAUCAUCCAUUCACUGAGACUUUUACCCCACUUUAAUCCUACCCUGAAGACAGCUGUUCUCAGAAAAAGAGUCCCCAUGGAUUAUUUGCGCAAAUACCUCUGGUUAUGGGUGAUAAUCGUGGUUAUUUUUGCAUGUGGGAUGAUCAGCAUCAUUUUCAUCUUCAUCAACAGAUGCAUCUCAAGGCGAGGAAAACACAGAAUCUCACAGCUUCAAAGAAGAUCUCCUGACUUUACUAACGAGAGCAAUAAAUACCAGGAGCGAAGCCUUAAAAUCAACACUCCACCUUUACCUCCUCGGACACAGUUUCUCACAGCAGAGUCAAAAAGCUAUGAGAACCUGGCUGAGGUACCUGAGUGCCAGAACAUGCCUGACUACGAAGAAGACAAUCAUGACUACGAGGAGGCCGUGCCCGAUUACGAGCAGGACAAGCACGAUUACGAGCAGGCCAUGCCCGACUACGAGCAGGACAAGCACGAUUACGAGCAGGCCAUGCCCGACUACGAGCAGGACAAGCACGAUUACGAGCAGGCCAUGCCCGACUACGAGCAGGCCAUGCCUGACUACGAGCAGGCCAUGGCUGAGCAGUCUAACUUUGUAAAGGUGGAGGAUGAGGAGGUGAUUCUUCCUCCUCCGUACAAGGACCCAGAUCCAGCAGAAGACAACACCUCCACGGAGGACUACGAUGAUAUUGCAGAUGCAAACCACAGCGAAGAGGAUUAUGACGAUGUGGGUUAGGACGACAAGAGAACACAACAGAGAUUAUUUAAAAAAAGACAAUUUUUACUUUUCUCAUCUGGAUUUUGCUGAGCGGAGAGAUCCCAGCAAAGUUACUUUUGACCAGCUGUAUUUUUUCACAUAUUUUUAACAACAAAAAAACGUAUUUUAUAUGUAUUUGAAAGCACAAAGAACAACACUGAAGUGGUAUACAGACCACAGGAACAGAAAAGAUUUGAUUAAUGUAACCUUUAGAUAAUUAUUUCUUUAACUAGCAUUGUUUACAGACUACAAACAGUCCAUUUAAAGGUAUUUGAGUGUUUGUACCAACUGAAGCGCAGUUAUUUGACAUUUCUCGCAUAGUUUCAAUACUUGUUAAUUAUUGACAACAUGCAUUGUGUAUGUUUCUGGUUUAAAAACUAAUAUAUUUUAAUCUGAGUUUAAAAAGAAAAUUGCAUUUUUUUGUGAAAUGCCAUUAUAGAUUGAUAUUAUGAAAAAUAUUCUUAUUUGCUUUUGUGCUGCGAGUUACUUCAGAAGUUUGAUGCCGCUCUCUGUGUGUACUAAAUGUGAAGCUAUUGAAAUAGGAGGCAGAUAACUUAGCUUUGUUUAGCAUUACGAUUCAAAGAGGGAAAACAGCUCGACUGGCUUUGUCAUAGAUAUUACAUCUAAAUUUGUUAAAGUUUAGUUUAGUUUAUUAAUUGAAUGAAUUUACACAUAAUCAACAAAAGACGUGAUGAGAGAUGCAAAACACCCUCAGAGGGGAUUAAUCUGGGCACUCUCCAAUGCAUAAAAAAAAAAAACUAAAAUGAAAAAGAGAAAAAAAUCCAAACUAAAGUUACACACAAUAUCAAAUCAACAAAAUAAAUGACGGUAAAAUAAUAUUAGGCAUUACAUGGGUUGUGUAUAAAGACAUUCCAUAGGGAUAACAUUGCACUGACAAAACGAAUAGCUAUCUGAAAUUGGACGAGUGUUGGCUUUGAAAAAUGUAAUGGCAACGCAUUCCAUAUCACUGAAGUUCUGUAAUUUAAACCAAACUGAAGAGUAGAUGUUUGACAGAUAGGAGGCCUGACUUUGUAGUUAUUUUGAGUGUCAUAAUCAUGAAGUUGGUAACAGUAAAAAGAAAAAAAAGAGUUCAUCAUAAAAUAGAGGAAGUAUCUUGUUAAGAGAUCUGUAUACAAAUAAAGCAAUCUGUAGUUGAUUGACUUGAUAAACAUUGAGGAUGCCGGAUCUUAAAAACAGGAGUUGAGAUAAUGAUUUUUGUGCACACAUUAGAUGAUUUGUAAUGCACUUUUCUGAAGACAAAAAACAGGAAGUUUAGUGCUGAGUACUUCCCCAUACAGAGUUGCACUAUAGUAACUAUGUCAGACCCGACUGGCAGAAUAACCCAAACGCAGACAAGGAGAAGUUCAAUGAAAGUUUAUUGAAACUAAUCCGUGAACCAGAUGACCAACCCAGGUGAAGCAGAGGAAAAAGCUGUGACGGCAGGGGAGUGAAGACAAUCCGGAGGUGUAGAGUGUUGAUGGUCCGUAGCAGGAUUACUGGAUGUGCAGACAGAGAGAGACAGACGUUACCAAAUACGAACACAGACGUGACGCAAACAAACAACCAGCAAAAGUCAGAUGAGGCGCCAAACACAUACUAGGUAGACUAACGAUCCGACAGGGACUGGAUGUCAGGUCACGGUAUAAGAGCUGGUGGUGAUGAUGAUGAGACACAAGUGGGUGCUGGUGAUUAGGCUGAGCAGGAACAGGUGAUGGUGAUUAGGCUGAGCAGGAACAGGUGAUGAGUGAAGGAGGCCACACCUCCCCAGGUUGCAUGGCAACAGGAACCAUGAUGCACAGACCGAGACAACAAACAUACAGACAGACAACAGGAUCAGAGCGGGGGAUGCCUGACAAACUAAAUGUAAACCAGUAUUUUUCCAAUAAUUGAAAAGCAUGGCAACCUGUCUGUACUAAAAAGCUUUUUCCAAGAAAGAGACUCAUCAAGUUGUACACCAAGAAAUCUUGUAAACUGAACUCUAUCUAUAAUAGUAUUAUUCAUUUGUAAGAUUGAUCAGCAUCUCCUGGUCAGACACCAAAGUAAACAAAAUAACAUGAUUUCUUAAUAUUAAGAUAUAAUUUGUUACAGUCAAACCAAUCAUUUAACUUAAUGAGUUCUUGAUCCUUUCACUAUUUCAUCAGCGUGUAAUCAGCAAAUAAUACCUUAUGCAGUUUGUCCGGUACAUAUAUCAUUAAUAUACUGUAGAUAAAAAAAAUAAUGGCCCAAGAACUGAUCCUUGAGGUACACCACAAGAUACGAAUUGAAAUCAUUGAUAGAGAUAAACUGUUUCCUGUCUUUCAGAAAUCUUGAAAACCAAAUUAAUGUGGAUUUUUUUUUUAUCCGUACAAAAAAUGUAAACGCAGAUUAUAAACCUUGAAAGAUUUUUACUAUUUCUAAUUUAUCUAUAUAAUAAUUUAUCUAUUUUUGUAAUAUCACAUUUUUUUCUUAUUAUAACCAAAUCACACGAAUUCCAGAACCAACAACGAUUGAUCCUACUAACAGGUAUUGCUUAUUCAUCUGUGCCUUAGAGCUCCACAAACAUUUUAAAAACCUAUUGAUGA